UUCACUCGGCAUCAGUACUAAUACAAAGUGCGAGUUGUUCGUUGUGAAGUUAAACGAUAUAAUUGGCAUUUACAAUAUCUCAAGCGAUUUAAUUUUAGUGUGUGUUUAUUUUAUUGUUAACUUCAUCUGAGUUUCCUUUUGACUGUUUAAUAAGUAUAUCAAUUGUUUAAUAAUGGUCGGAAAAACAGCCAUUGGAAUUGAUCUAGGAACCACUUAUUCUUGUGUCGGAGUGUGGCAAAAUGGAAAAGUGGAGAUCAUCGCCAACGACCAAGGAAAUCGGACGACACCUAGUUAUGUUGCAUUUACAGACACAGAACGGUUGAUCGGAGACGGAGCGAAAAAUCAAGUAGCUAUGAAUCCGUACAACACUGUGUUCGACGCUAAGAGAUUAAUUGGCAGACGAUUUGAUGACGAAAAAACUCAAGCUGACAUGAAACAUUGGCCGUUCAAAGUGAUCAGUGACUGUGGUAAACCGAAAAUCCAAGUCGAAUUCAAAGGUGAACGUAAAGUGUUUGCUCCAGAAGAAAUAAGUUCAAUGGUUUUAACCAAAAUGAAAGAGACUGCUGAAGCAUACUUGGGUAAGAGUGUUACUGAUGCUGUAAUAACGGUACCAGCUUAUUUCAAUGAUUCUCAAAGACAAGCCACAAAGGAUGCUGGCGUGAUUGCUGGCUUGAAUGUAAUGAGAAUAAUCAAUGAGCCCACAGCUGCUGCAUUGGCGUAUGGUUUGGACAAGAACUUGAAGGGUGAGAGAAAUGUAUUGAUAUUCGAUUUGGGUGGUGGGACCUUUGAUGUAUCAGUCCUACAAAUUGAUGAGGGAUCAAUAUUUGAAGUUAAAUCUACAGCUGGCGAUACUCAUCUGGGAGGUGAAGAUUUUGAUAAUAGAUUAGUGUCUCAUCUAGCUGAGGAGUUCAAGCGCAAGUUCAAAAAAGAUGUGAAAACAAAUCCAAGAGCUUUAAGACGUCUUAGAACUGCUGUUGAAAGAGCCAAAAGAACACUGUCUUCAAGUUCAGAAGCUACGAUAGAGAUUGAUGCAUUGAUGGAAGGUAUUGAUUUUUAUACAAGAGUUUCAAGAGCUCGUUUUGAAGAACUUUGUGCCGAUUUGUUCAGAUCAACUCUACAACCUGUUGAAAAGGCAUUGGCUGAUGCUAAACUGGACAAAGGAGCAAUACAUGAUGUAGUAUUAGUUGGCGGUUCUACUAGAAUUCCUAAGAUUCAAAGUUUGUUGCAGAACUACUUUUGUGGUAAGUCUCUCAAUCUAUCCAUCAAUCCGGAUGAGGCAGUAGCAUAUGGUGCUGCUGUUCAAGCAGCCAUACUAAGUGGAGAUACCAGUUCUGCAAUUCAAGAUGUUUUGCUCGUCGAUGUGACACCACUCUCUUUAGGAAUUGAAACUGCAGGUGGCGUUAUGACCAAAAUUGUUGAAAGAAAUACUACAAUUCCGUGCAAACAGACUCAAACUUUUACUACUUAUGCAGAUAAUCAACCAGCCGUCACUAUUCAAGUAUUUGAAGGAGAGAGGACUAUGACUAAAGACAAUAAUCUUUUGGGAACUUUUGACUUGACUGGAAUACCUCCAGCACCAAGAGGAGUACCUAAAAUAGAUGUUACUUUUGACUUAGACGCCAAUGGUAUCUUGAAUGUAUCGGCCAAAGACAACAGCUCAGGACGUUCGAAAAACAUUGUCAUCAAGAACGACAAAGGCAGAUUGUCUCAAGCAGAAAUUGACCGUAUGCUUAGUGAAGCUGAGAAGUACAAAGACGAAGAUGAAAAACAAAAGAUCAAAAUAGCAGCUAAAAACCAAUUGGAGAGCUAUGUCUUUGGUGUGAAACAAGCUUUGGAUGAUGCAGGAGAUAAAUUGAGUCAAUCAGAAAAGAACACUGCAAGGCAAGAAUGUGACGCUGUGGUACAAUGGUUAGACAAUAAUCAGUUGGCUGAUAAGGAAGAAUAUGAGAAUAAACUUAAAGAAUUACAAGGCAAGUGUUCUGCAUUGAUGAUGAAAAUGCAUGGAGAACAAAGAGGUGGUAGUGCCCAAAUGUCAGGAAACUGUGGUUUUCCUGGAGCGCAAUCAAACGGACCAACAGUCGAAGAAGUGGACUAAAUAAAUAAUGUAAAUUAAAACAAACUUCAUAUUGUAAAAAUUGUACAUAGUGAUGUGAUUUCAUAAUGUAUAUUUAAGUGUUAUAGAAAUUUAUUUAGAGAAAAAUAAUGUUACUCAAUGUACAUUGUGUAUAAAGACUGAUUUUUUAAAAUAAAAUAAUUGUUUAUUAAAAUAA
Molecule: messenger RNA, 2270 nt
Organism: Daktulosphaira vitifoliae (grape phylloxera)
Lineage: Eukaryota; Metazoa; Arthropoda; Insecta; Hemiptera; Phylloxeridae
Product: heat shock protein 70 A1-like
Exons: 1
Coding region: 173-2095 (640 amino acids)
Biological process (GO): cellular response to unfolded protein; protein refolding
Cellular component (GO): cytoplasm
Molecular function (GO): ATP-dependent protein folding chaperone; heat shock protein binding; ATP binding
Source: RefSeq, a predicted model, not a curated record